Molecule: messenger RNA, 1539 nt
Organism: Penicillium cataractarum
Lineage: Eukaryota; Fungi; Ascomycota; Eurotiomycetes; Eurotiales; Aspergillaceae
Exons: 9
Coding region: 1-1539 (512 amino acids)
Biological process (GO): thiamine biosynthetic process
Cellular component (GO): cytosol
Molecular function (GO): hydroxymethylpyrimidine kinase activity; phosphomethylpyrimidine kinase activity; thiaminase activity
Source: RefSeq, a predicted model, not a curated record
AUGUCUGUCAAGCGGGUCCUAGUCAUCGCAGGCUCCGACAGCUCUGGUGGCGCUGGACUGGAGGCAGACCAAAGGGUCUUGGCUGCACAUGGCUGCUAUGCUCUGACAGCUACUACGGGGUUGACUGCGCAGAACACGUUGGGCGUACAGGACAUUUUUGUCGUCCCAUCGGAAUUCGUAAGAAAGCAGAUCAAUGCGGGACUGGAAGAUGUUGGCGCGGACGUAGUGAAAUUGGGAAUGCUCUCGUCUGCGGAGACAAUUGAUGUCAUCGCCGAGACAUUGCAAGCCCACAAAGUUCCCGCCAUUGUGCUUGACCCGGUGAUGGUUUCAACCAGCGGAUCGCAACUGCUUCCGGAGAAAGCUAUUGAGCGACUCCGACUGAAAUUGCUCCCUAUGACUACCGUUCUGACUCCCAAUAUUCCCGAAGCUCAGCUUCUCAUCAAAGACUCUGGGUCCGAGGCUCCUGAGCCUGCAGACAUUAGUGAAUUGAUUGACUUGGCCAAGCGAAUCUGCUCCCUAGGCCCGAGGGCAGUCCUUCUGAAAGGAGGGCAUCUUCCUCUUACAAAGGACCACAAGGUCGCACAAACCCCAGAAGAGUCGACUACUGUGAUCGAUGUCCUAUACGACAGCGAGACAUCGACAACGACGUUGUUUGAGACAGACUAUCUGGUAUCCAAAAACACACAUGGAACCGGCUGCUCACUUGCUUCGGCAAUCUCUGCCAACCUAGCCAUGGGUAAGAACAUGGUGCGAGCCGUUCGCAGUGCUGUGCGGUACGUUGAGGUGGGUAUCAAGACCAGCGUGGACUUGGGCAAGGGAAGUGGCCCCAUUAACCACUUCCACUCGAUCUAUACUAUGCCUUUUGCACCUGGUCGCUUCCUCGAGUACAUCAUGGAUCGUCCAGACGUUCAAUGCGCCUGGGAAAAGUUUACCAAACAUGACUUUGUUGAAGGUAUGGGGCAAGGUACACUCCCUUUGGAGCGAUUCAAGGAAUAUCUUGUACAAGAUUAUCUCUACCUGGUUCAAUUUGCCCGCAGCAAUGCUCUGGCCGCGUACAAGUCCUCAGAAAUCGACUCAAUAGCAGCAUCUGCCCAAAUUGUCUUGCACAUCAAGCGAGAGAUGUCCCUCCACCUGGAUUACUGCUCUUCGUUUGGUCUUUCAAAGCAGGAGAUGGAAGCUUCUCCAGAGACGAUUGCUUGCACUGCAUACAGCCGAUACAUUCUCGAUAUUGGCCAAUCGGAGGACUGGCUUGCCCUCCAGAUGGCUCUAGCUCCCUGUUUGAUCGGUUACGGUGCUAUCGCUAGGCGUUUGCACUCUGACAAAAAUACUCUUCGGGAUGGCAACCAGUAUUGGAAGUGGAUUGAGAACUAUGUCGCAGACGACUACACAGAAGCUGUUCGCCUCGGAUCAGCUUUGUUGGAGGACCAUGUACAAAUGGUAUCGCCCAGUCGACUGGAGGAGUUAAUCCGGAUCUUCAUCCGGGCUACGGAACUGGAAAUCAGGUUCUGGGACAUGGGGCUUAGCGACCAGAAGAUGUGA